This is a messenger RNA of Chara braunii, 1722 nucleotides long. The record is from the annotation of a GenBank genome assembly. Lineage: Eukaryota; Viridiplantae; Streptophyta; Charophyceae; Charales; Characeae.
CUAGGGUCUUUGGAGAGUGGAGAGCGAGAAUGCGCGGGCGUGGGACGGGGCGGACGAAGAUAGGUUUUGAAAUUGCGCCGGCGCGGGAACGGACAUGGUGGGUUGGCGGUAGCGUGAGGGCUGGUCGAGUUGCCGUGCCGAAGGCUGGUCGAGUUGUCGAAGGGGUGCUGAAGGAGACGGACGCCUCUGUCGUAGCCAGGGGGCAAGAGGAAGAAGACCCACAGCGACAAGGUGAGGUGGAAGGAGCUGUCCGAGUCGUCCAAGAAGCUACACUAACGACUACACCAGGACGGCAAGGACAGCGUCACCACCACCAAACAACAGGAGAGACAACAACAACAACAACAACAACAACAGCAGCAGCAGCAGCAACAGCGACGUCAAGGACUGCAACAACAACAACAGCACCAACAAACAACAAGAAGAAGAACAACAAGAUGUCGUUCCCGGCAGCCACUGCAGACGUCAACGCCUACACCAAGUCCGUCUUGGACAUGACGUGGUCGGAGAUCGCAGCCCAGACCACGAGCAUACUCGCCGUGUGCUUCGAAAUCGUCCCGUUCGUGGCGAAGAACGCGACGUACUUCAGGACGCUGCGGAGGUCUUCCCGCGUGUACCGGGAGCUGUUCAAAGCUCACUUCUUCGACGGGAAACCCAAGGAGACAAGGAAGGCGUUCCUCUUCAUCAUCUGGUGCUCCGCCUUUGUCCUUAUGAAGCCGAGGGUGCAGAGGAUCAUCAGCUCCCUGAAGGACGACCUCUUGAAGACGGAGGUCCAGAUCAUCCUGGAUUACCACUUCGUCAACGCCAGGGCCCAGGCCGAUGACGUCAACAAGUACACGAUCCUCGACGUGAGGAGCGCGUUUCCCGACUGCACCACGCUCUUCAGGAUGAGGGCGUUCGGGAAGGAGAUGUACGAGUUCCACGUGUACGAGGAUAUCCCGACGGUGGUGGUCCCGGCGACGGAAAAGGGGAGGCAGAUGCCGUCGGCGAGCAUCAGCAGCACAGCAGGUCACCUCAUCAAGAUCCCGAAAUGGUUCGCGUACCCGCACGUCGGCCAGCUGAAUUUGAACGAGGACACGCAGAGAAUCCACAGGAAGUUCACGGAGCACUUCUGGCGGGACGUGUUGAAGAAGAAGAGCGGGGGCCAUGGUCACGGCUUCGACUCCCAGGAGUUGGAAUGGUACAACACCACCAUCGCCAACGACGAGUACGCGUUGGUCAAAAUCGGUAAUGUCAUCCCGCCCAAGAAGCCGUACGACUUGGCUGACAUGAUACAGUACGCUGACGAGCUGAACAGCUUGGUAUCAGCCGAAGCGGACAAAAGCGAGAUGUUUUGAUCAUGGACAUCCCACUCUUGUAGGUGGAGUAGCACAUGUCGUAGAAUUAGCAGAUGGCAAUGCAGAUGAUUGGGAGUCGUUGGAUCCGCUAAGUAGUCGACGUGGAAGAGCACCUUGAAGGUCAUCCUGCACUUGAGGAAUACGGUUGAUUACGACUCUUUGGCAUACAUCUUCGGGCGCAUGCAGUGCAAGUUCACGUUGUAUUAAGGGGUAAUUGCAGAAAUUAUGAGAAAUAUAAUGUAUCAGACGUUGUUCUUUGUGCGUGCGUGUGCGUGUGUCUGAUUUGGGAGACGGGGAGAAACACGGUGUGUCAUUCGUGUGUCACUAUGCCAGAUAUUGUGUCAAAUACAACGAAAAAAAUAAAAAAUAAAAAUGCCCUAAAUAC